CUCAGACCGGUCUCGAGUGGGGGAAGUCAGGCUUGGUCUGGUUUUGGAGGGAUUAUAUUCUUCAAUGAACUCUCCAGAAGUACGAGCACAUACGAGCCGCGAAUUUAAUCAAAAUAACUUCUUAUCAUCUACUUCCUGAUUUCUCUGUGGCGGAUUAUGGCGCAGCUACCCUAUCCACAAUCCCUGGGUGUGAAGAAUUGUGAUCCUUAUGUCUUUGAUACGAGCCAUUUUGAGGGUCUGUUGGGCGAGAAUGCGAAGCGCAUCUUCGUGCCCGACAACCAACUUCAGAUUAAACUAGUCGAAGUUGGUCAAAAAGACUGGAUUUUCACUACCCCAGCCGAGCUCCAUGACUACCUGCAUUCAGCAACAUUCAAAGGAACAAGAAUAUUUUUAAUACCACAACGUUAUUCGUGGGAUUACCUAACCAUAUCCGAAAAUGGGCUUCGACAACUUCUUGAUUUUUUUGGAGUCUUUCCGGCGUUCAUCGACGUUCUCUGUGCCUUUGGGAAGUCAACAUCUGAGACUAGCGACUCUCUUGGUGGGUGUUAUGGACACCAGCAAGGAAAUGUUUCAGAACUUUGCUACCUGGCUAAGAAUGUUGAGAAGCAUGGCCGGGAGGGCUCGGACGAACCGUGGUCGAUCCGGCAGCUCGGUCUCUACCAUCGACAUGAGCCUGAGAAUGACACGUUCAUCAUUCUCAAUCCGAUGAUAUCCUUCCAGCAGCGACUAAAAGACGCUCAAGCCAAAACUGGUGCGGCUCCAACUUGGCGAGAUAUCCAUAUGCUCGCUAUAUCACAUGCUACUUGGCAGUGGAGAUGGUACUUGUCAUUCUGGGAAACGAAACUUAGCCAACUGGUAUCCAAGGCUCAUGUCUCUCGAGUUGAAGGUCGAAAGAUGACGGAGAAGCUCCCAGUCGUGACAAUCGAGUACAGCGACUUUCAAGACGUGCAACUAAUCCACGACCGAAUGAACAUGGCUAAGUAUAUCCUUGGGUCUAACAUCAGCAUUUGCGAAAAGCUCCAAACCCAGAUAUCUGAUGUUCCUCACGUGAGCAUGUUGUCGGGUGAACUCCAUCUCCAAAAAAUACGCGUGGAAAACCUGCUCGAAAGAACACGGAGCGGCUCCGGCCUCAUGCAAGACAUCAUCUCCUUUCGAGGUCUUGAUGCACUCAAAAUAAGUAGCGAAAACUCGAAUGAGAUGGCCCGCCUCGCGGAUAUUGACAGCAAGAACAUGGUGAAGCUGACAGCUAAAUCUCAACGAGAUGCCGGGAUGUUGAAGAAAAUAUCUAUCCUGACCACAAUAUAUCUUCCAGCGUCGCUUGUGUCCGUGAGUAUAUUUAGGCAGAUGCUAUUUUAGAUGCUAUUUCAGCGCGCUAACAGAUCUACAGCAAUU
This is a messenger RNA of Lindgomyces ingoldianus, 1392 nucleotides long. RefSeq lists its product as uncharacterized. The record is from RefSeq and is a predicted model, not a curated record. NCBI's taxonomy places the organism in Eukaryota, Fungi, Ascomycota, Dothideomycetes, Pleosporales, Lindgomycetaceae. The transcript has 6 exons. The coding region runs from base 157 to 1356 and encodes 399 amino acids.